Prinia subflava (tawny-flanked prinia) is the source of this 1059-nucleotide messenger RNA. RefSeq names its product acrosin-like. The transcript has 5 exons. Lineage: Eukaryota; Metazoa; Chordata; Aves; Passeriformes; Cisticolidae. Gene Ontology annotation, molecular function: serine-type endopeptidase activity. The record is from RefSeq and is a predicted model, not a curated record. The coding region runs from base 16 to 1059 and encodes 347 amino acids. Gene Ontology annotation, biological process: acrosome reaction; proteolysis.
CCCGCGCUGGCACCGAUGGCUCUGCUGUGGCUGCUCUGUGUCCUGCUGGCCCUGGCCGGGCCCGUGGGGGGCUCCUGGGACACCUGCAGAGGCACCUGCGGGCUCCGGCCCACGGUUGUGGAUGAGAGCGCCGCGAUUCCCGAGUACAAACCCUGGGAUUCCGCCAACGGCACCACCCUGGACGCCAGCCCGGGGAGCUGGGCUGGCAUCGCCAGCAUCCAGGUCACCUUCGACAAUGGCACGUGGCACAUGUGCUCGGGGACACUCGUCAGCCGCCGCUGGGUCCUCACCGCUGCCCGCUGCUUCACCGAGGCCGGGGACGUCCACAAGUGGAAGGUGGUGCUGGGCGCCACGGACCUGGCGCAGCCGGGCCCCGAGGCCGAGGUGUUCCACGUCCGGCGGAUCCUGAGGCACCGGCACUACCACGAGGACACGGAGACCAACAACAUCGCCCUGCUGGAGCUGGAGCAGCCCGUGGAGUGCAGCGACUACAUCCAGCUGGGCUGCGUGCCCGACAGCGCCCUGGCAGUGGCCGAGCUGAGGACCUGCUACAUGGCGGGCUGGAGAGCGGCCCCGGACAGCGCUCCCGGCCCGCGCCUGGCGCUGCAGGAGGCCAAGGUGCGGCUGAUGGACGCCCAGCUGUGCAACAGCAGCCGCUGGUACGGGGGGGCCCUGCACCCCCAGGACCUGUGCGCGGGGUACCCGCGGGGCGGCAUCGACACCUGCCAGGGGGACAGCGGGGGUCCCCUGGUGUGCAAGGACAACGUCGGUGACUACUUCUGGCUGGUGGGGCUGGCCAGCUGGGGCAAGGGCUGUGCCGGGGCCCGGAGGCCGGGCAUCUUCACCUCCACCCAGCACUUCCACUCGUGGAUCCGUGCCCACACCGGCCCCAGCCUGGCAGCGCCGGUUCCAGCCCCGGUGCCCACCAAGAGCCAACCGGAACCGCCAGAAACGGAGCCGGGCCCCGCCACGGCCGUGUCCUUCCCCAAACGCGCCCUGAUGCGCUUCCUGCAGAAGCUGCAGGAGCUGCUGGAGAUGCUCGAGGACAGGAGCGGGUGA